GGAAAACAAUGGUGGUGGCCUCUCCAAACCCAAUUGGAAGUGAGAAGCUCAUAGCUGUGGAGGUUCCAAUAAUAGACCUCGCAGCUAGGGGACCGAAGGUAGCAGAGCUGAUAGUGAAAGCUAGUCAAGAGUAUGGUUUCUUCAAGGUGAUCAACCAUGGAGUUCCUGAGGAUGUGAUCAGGAAGAUGGAAGAAGAGAGUUUUAACUUCUUUGGGAAACCAGCCUCAGAGAAGAAAAAAGCUGGGCCAGCACAGCCAUUUGGCUAUGGCUGCAAGAACAUAGGGUUUAAUGGUGAUAUGGGCGAGGUUGAAUACCUUCUGUUCAACACCAACCCUCACUGCAUUUCUCAGAGAUCAGAAACUAUCUCCAAUGACCCAACAAAGUUCAGCUCUGCUGUGAGUGGUUACAUACAAGCAGUUACAGAUCUGGCAUGUGAAGUUUUGGAUCUGAUGGCAGAGGGAUUGUGGGUCCAGAACACUUCAGUCUUCAGCAGCCUCAUCACACAUCUUGACAGUGACUCAGUCUUCAGGCUCAAUCACUAUCCUCCUCCUCUUAAGGACAGGGACACUUCACCUUCUUCCUCAUUUCAGAUUCAUCAUCAGGGCAACAACAUUGGAUUUGGAGAGCAUUCUGACCCUCAGAUCCUGACCAUCUUGAGAUCCAACGAUGUGGGUGGCCUCCAAAUUUGUCUGGGAGACGGGGUUUGGGUCCCAGUCCCCCCUGACCCCACCAGCUUCUGUGUUAACGUGGGGGACUUGUUGCAGGCCAUGACAAAUGGGAGGUUUGUGAGCGUGAGACACAGAGCCUUGACCAAUUCAGACAAGCCCAGAAUGUCAAUGGCCUUUUUUGGAGCUCCACCUCUUCAUGCAUUGAUCACUUCUCCCCCAGAGGUGGUCACACCUGAGAGGCCUUCUCUUUACAGGCCAUUCACUUGGGCUGAAUACAAGGAAAUUACAUACUCUCUUCGGCUCGGGGACAGUCGUCUGAACCUUUUCAAAGCCUGCCCAGACAAGGAAGCUCAAGAGUGAUGAAUAAAAUGCAUGGUCAAGCAAUCUCCAACGCCAAAUUUUGCUUAUAAGUUUCCGCUAAUUAGAUGAUAUAUGUGGUUUUAGCUAGCCUGGAUGAGUGUGUGUAUACAGAAGAAAUGGUUUCUACUAGUGUAAUUCUGUAAUCAAUGGAAAGUUUUUUCUCCCAA
Molecule: messenger RNA, 1195 nt
Organism: Vitis riparia (riverbank grape)
Lineage: Eukaryota; Viridiplantae; Streptophyta; Magnoliopsida; Vitales; Vitaceae
Product: gibberellin 2-beta-dioxygenase 2-like
Exons: 3
Coding region: 9-1028 (339 amino acids)
Biological process (GO): response to light stimulus; gibberellin catabolic process
Source: RefSeq, a predicted model, not a curated record